Messenger RNA from Melanotaenia boesemani (Boeseman's rainbowfish), 1664 nucleotides. RefSeq names its product potassium voltage-gated channel, subfamily F, member 1b (gene kcnf1b). Gene Ontology annotation, biological process: potassium ion transmembrane transport; protein homooligomerization. Gene Ontology annotation, cellular component: voltage-gated potassium channel complex; membrane. The record is from RefSeq and is a predicted model, not a curated record. The coding region runs from base 102 to 1442 and encodes 446 amino acids. Gene Ontology annotation, molecular function: voltage-gated potassium channel activity. NCBI's taxonomy places the organism in Eukaryota, Metazoa, Chordata, Actinopteri, Atheriniformes, Melanotaeniidae. The transcript has a single exon.
GAGAAACAUUUUACGCGUCAAGAUAAUGGGCUUUAGUCUGCGUAUUCAGCUUUAUUUAUACAUUUAAUCAUUAAAUCUCAUAUUUUCAAAUACUGUAUAAAAUGUGGACAGUUCCGAAGCCAAAUUACAGAAGUGGUUUGUGCGCCGAUGAAGAGAUCGCUGUGAACAUUGGGGGAGUCAGGGUGGUGCUUUUCGGGGAUGUUUUGAAGCGCUACCCGGAGAGCAGACUGGCGGAGCUGGUGGACUGCUCAACGCAGAAUUCUGAUGUCAUUUACUCUCUGUGUGACGAUUUCGAUCCAAGCAGAAAAGAGUUUUACUUUGACCGAGAUCCUGACGCCUUCAAAUGCAUCAUCGACGUUUACUACUUUGGUGAAAUCCACAUAAAACGCGGCAUCUGCCCCAUCUGUUUCAUUAAGGAGAUGGAGUUCUGGAAGAUAGACCAAAGUGUUUUAGAUGAAUGUUGCAAAAGUUACUUGGGUGAGAAGGAAGAAGAGUUGAAAGAAAUUGCGAACAAAGUGAAAGUAAUUUUGGAAGACAUGGAUGUGGAUCAGUGCGUCACGCGUACCCAGCGGUGCCAGAGGUUUUUGUGGAAGCUGAUGGAGAAGCCAGAUUCCUCCCUGCCAGCGCGCAUAAUCGCCAUCGCAUCCUUCCUCUCCAUCCUGGUCUCAGCAGUGGUGAUGUGCAUAGGAACCAUCCCAGAACUCCAAGUGCUGGACGAUGAUGGAAAACUGGUGGAGCAUCCGACCUUGGAGGCGAUCGAGACCGCGUGCAUGUUAUGGUUCACCGCGGAGUUUGUGUUGCGUCUCGCUUCGUCCCCGAACAAGCUGCGCUUUGUGCUCUCCUUCAUGAACAUCAUUGACUUCAUGGCAAUCAUGCCUUUUUACGUGGUCCUCUCCCUCACCUACCUGGGCACAUCUUCGAUGAUGGAGCUGAUGAACGCCCAACAAGCUGUCCAGGCGCUGCGUAUCAUGCGCAUCGCGCGUAUUUUCAAGCUGGCGCGCCACUCCUCCGGACUGCAGACUCUGACCUACGCGCUGAAGAGGAGCCUCAAAGAGCUGGGGCUACUCCUCAUGUACAUGGGCGUGGGGAUCUUCGUGUUUUCCGCGCUAGCCUACACUAUGGAGCAGAGCCACCCUGAGACGCUGUUCAGAAGCAUCCCUCAGUCUUUCUGGUGGGCCAUCAUCACCAUGACCACUGUGGGCUACGGAGACAUCUACCCCAAAACCACUCUGGGGAAGUGUAACGCAGCCGUGAGCUUUCUCUGCGGGGUGAUAGCCAUCGCUUUACCCAUACACCCCAUCAUUAACAACUUUGUUGUCUUUUACAACAAGCAGAAAGUCCUGGAGACCGCAGCAAAGCACGAAGUAGAGCUGAUGGAGCUGAAAUCUGGCAGGCAAGUGCGCAAAAAAAGCAAUGAAAAAGAGGAAGCAGCAACUUUUUGAGCAAGUUUAGAAACAUGCUAUCUGAAUGAAAAACAACAAUGUUGUAGUGUAGGAAUUAGAUAAUUCCACAAGACUUUUAAGGACCUGCAGAUGCAUUUGGAUGCCUGUACAUACUGCUGUAACACAGUUAUAGCUGUUGCCUUACCCUGUUGUGGCUCUCACUGGGCAACGUGUUGCUUCUGUAAGUGUGAAGGUUACAGAAUAAAAACUUGUGCAUGAGAA